This is a messenger RNA of Hibiscus syriacus, 1371 nucleotides long. Its product is annotated as syntaxin-41-like. The record is from RefSeq and is a predicted model, not a curated record. Bases 131 to 1087 code for a protein of 318 amino acids. Gene Ontology annotation, cellular component: SNARE complex; membrane; endomembrane system. NCBI's taxonomy places the organism in Eukaryota, Viridiplantae, Streptophyta, Magnoliopsida, Malvales, Malvaceae. Gene Ontology annotation, molecular function: SNAP receptor activity; SNARE binding. Gene Ontology annotation, biological process: vesicle fusion; intracellular protein transport; vesicle-mediated transport. The transcript is spliced from 8 exons.
UUUACCAUCUUCAACCAUUUCCUCUCUCACUAUCUCGUCCCCAAAAAAAAAACCUCAUUUCAUCCUCCUUCACGGGCCAUUUCUUUUUCGAUUCCCUGCGAGACCGGUACCCGUUGGUUUUCUUCUCCUCAUGGCGACGAGAAACCGGACCCUCCAAUUCAAGAAAACUAGGGAUGCAGUGAAGAACGUUCGAGCUCCUCUCUCUUCCUCGGCAUCCAGUUCCGGCGGUCCGGUUAUUGAAAUGGUUAACACUUCUUUCCUUCGCAAUAGUCGUUCUUCGUACGCUCCUCUCAGUACCGAAGAGGACCCUGGUCCUUCGAGUGGUGCAUUUACGGUAGGUUUGCCGCCAUCGUGGGUUGAUGAUUCGGAAGAAAUAGCGGCAAAUAUUCAACGAGCUAAGGUCAAGAUGGCGGAGUUAGCCAAAGCUCAUUCAAAGGCUUUAAUGCCUUCAUUUGGAGACGGAAAUGAAGAUCAACGCGCCAUUGAGGUUUUAACCAGAGAAAUUACAGAUCUAUUAAGGAAAUCUGAAAAGCGAUUGCAAAGGCUUUCGAGGAACGGAUCUUCCGAGGAUUCCAGUCUUAGAAAAAAUGUCCAGCGUUCACUAGCAACAGACCUUCAGACACUAUCGGUGGACCUGCGACGUAAACAAUCAACUUAUUUGAAACGGCUACGACAGCAGAAAGAGGAAGAUGUUGACUUGGAGAUGAACUUGAAUGAUAACAGAUAUCGAGAGGAUGACAAUGAAUUCAGUGGCAUGGGAUUUAAUAAGCACCAAAUGAACAAGCUGAAGCAGAGUGAGUUCUCAACUGAAGAGAGGGAGAGAGAGAUCACUCAGGUUGUCCAGUCAGUAAAUGAGCUUGCUCAAAUCAUGAAAGACCUCUCAGCCCUUGUGAUAGACCAGGGCACUAUUGUUGACCGAAUAGACUACAAUAUCCAAAAUGUUGCUACAUCAGUUGAGGAAGGCUUCAAACAACUCCAGAAGGCUGAGCGAUCACAGAAGGGAGGGAUGGUGAAGUGUGCGACAGUGCUUGUUAUUUUAUGCUUCAUCAUGAUAGUCCUUUUGAUCCUCAAAGAGUUAUUCUUAUGAUCAUAUUAGGGUACCGCACUGAUAGUGGCUUAGCAUCCUAGUUUCACAUGAUUGAUCAUGUAUAAAUGAUGGUCCUGAAUAAGAUCCUAAUAAAAACCGCAAUGUUUACAUUCCCACAUAUGAUCCUGAGGAUGAUCAUAAACUGCGCUGUAAAUAGUUUGAUAUUUCACUGUUUUGACAUUGAAAAUUUGCAUUGAAAUAGGUUCUAGAAUUUGGAUUUCUUUUGACAUUUGUAAUGAGGUUGAGAUCGUUUUAGUUUGUAACCAAUCAUUCAUUGUGGGAAA